CUCCGUAGUCACGUGAGGGCCGGGGGUUUGGAAUUCUGAGUUGUGGCUUUGGCACUCCUUUUUCUUUUUAAAAAUCGCCUGGUCUGUGGCGUUCUGCUGAGCUCGGUGCCUUGCUCUGACUGAGACUGGAGACAGAAGGAAACAGCCACAGGGCAGACAGAGGUGACAGAAGAAAAUCUGCUGAGAUGUUUGGCCAGGGACCCAGGACCCCAGCUUCAGGCUGCUACUAUCUAAAUUCCAUGACACCUGAGGGCCAGGAGAUGUACUUGCGAUUUGAUCAGACUACGAGGCGCUCUCCUUACAGGAUGAGCCGGAUUCUAGCACGCCAUCAGCUAGUGACUAAAAUUCAACAAGAAAUUGAAGCGAAGGAAGCAUGCGACUGGCUCCGUGCUGCCGGGUUCCCGCAAUACGCUCAGUUAUAUGAGGAUUCCCAAUUUCCCAUCAACAUUUUGGCUGUCAAGAAUGAUCAUGAUUUUCUUGAAAAGGACCUUGUAGAACCUCUUUACAGACGACUAAAUACAUUGAACAAGUGUGCCUCAAUGAGACUUGAUGUGAACUUUCAAAGGAAAAAGGGUGACGACUCAGAUGAGGAAGAUCUCUGUAUCAGUAACAAAUGGACUUUCCAAAGAACCAGCCGCCGGUGGUCUCGCGUGGACGACCUCCACACACUGUUUCCUGGGGGAGACAGAAAUGGGUCAUCAGGAGACAUUAGGAUGAGAAACACAACCAGCAGUGAAAGUGUCCUCACAGACCUGAGCGAGCCUGAGGUCUGCUCCAUCCACAGUGAAAGCAGUGGCGGGAGUGACGGCCGCAGCCAGCUAGGCAGCCAGGGCGCUGGCCGGGAGGCAUUCGACUGCUCCGGGCAGUACGGCCCCGACGGCAGCCUGGUCAUGCUGGAUGCCACGGCAGUCAGCAGCAGCCUCCCACAGUCCCCCAAAGACAUGCUCAACCACUCUUUCCACCCAAAGAAUGAGAAAACCAGCAGGGCCAGGGCCAAGUCAUUUUUGAAACGCAUGGAAACACUCCGAGCGAAAGGAGCACACGGGCGGCAUAAGGGGCCUGGGCAGACAGGGGGCCUGGUGAUCAGCGGGCCUGUGCUGCAGCAGGAGCCAGAGUACUUCAAGGCCAUGCAGUGCAUCCAGAUACCAAAUGGCGACCUCCAGAACUUGCCCCCAGCCACCUGCACCCAAGGGCUUCCAUGCUCCAACAAAUGGAGCGGCGAGAGCAGCCCAUCGGAAAAUGGCAGCAGUGGGCUGAGCACACCAGGCCUGAAGGAACGAAAAUGCCAGGAGGCCAACAAGCGCGGGGGCAUGUACUUGGAAGACCUGGAUGUGCUGGCCGGGACAGCACUGCAGGAUGCAGGCGAGCAAAACCACACGCAUGAGUUUCAUUCCCAGGAGAACUUGGUCGUGCAUGUUCCCAAGGAUCAUAAGCCAGGAACGUUCCCAAAGGCACUGUCUAUCGAAAGCCUCUCGCCAACAGACAACAGCAAUGGGGUGAACUGGAGGACCGGGAGCAUCUCCCUGGGCAGACAGCAGGGCCCUGGUGCCAGGGAGCCCCGGCUCAUGGCGUCCUGCCACAGAGCAAGUCGUGUCAGUAUCUAUGACAACGUCCCAGACUCCCAUCUGUAUGCCAGCACAGGAGACCUUUUGGACUUGGAGAGAGAUGAUCUUUUCCCUCAUUUAGAUGACAUUCUGCACCACGUCAAUGGGCUCCGAGAGGUAGUGGACGACUGGUCAAAGAACGUCUUGCCUGAACUACAAACACAUGACACGUUGGUUGGAAAGCCUGGCUUAUGUCCCUUCCCAUCUUCUAAUCAGGUCACCCUAGAUUUCGAAGGCAACUCUGUCUCCGAAGGUCGGACAACACCCAGUGACGUGGAUAGAGACGGAACAUCGCUUAAUGAGUCUGAGGCCACAGGGGUCAGAGAAAGGAGGGACUCUGGGGUGGGGGCCUCCCUGACCCGGCCAAACAGGCGACUUCGAUGGAACAGUUUCCAGCUCUCCCACCAGCCUCAGCCAUCCACGGCAUUGCCCCACAUCAGCAACCAGACGGCCGGCCAGCUGAACCUGCUCCAGCGCUUCUCGCUGCUUCGCCUCACGGCCAUCAUGGAGAAGCACUCCCUGUCCAAUAAACACGGUUGGACGUGGUCAGUUCCAAAGUUCAUGAAGAGGAUGAAAGUUCCUGAUUACAAAGACAAGACUGUCUUUGGCGUCCCUCUCAUAGUUCACGUCCAGAGAACAGGACAGCCCCUGCCUCAGAGUAUUCAGCAAGCACUGAGAUAUCUACGCAGCAACUGCCUUGAUCAGGUGGGUCUUUUUCGAAAAUCAGGCGUGAAAUCUCGAAUCCAUGCCUUACGUCAAAUGAAUGAGAACUUCCCUGAGAACGUCAGCUAUGAGGACCAAUCCGCUUAUGACGUGGCAGAUAUGGUGAAACAGUUCUUCCGGGACCUCCCGGAGCCUCUUUUCACCAACAAGCUCAGCGAGACCUUCCUCCACAUCUAUCAGUAUGUCCCCAAAGAGCAGCGGCUGCAGGCCGUGCAGGCUGCCAUCCUGCUGCUGGCGGAUGAGAGCAGGGAAGUCUUGCAGACACUCCUGUGUUUCCUCAAUGACGUGGUCAACUUGGUGGAAGAGAAUCAGAUGACACCUAUGAACCUGGCUGUGUGUCUGGCCCCCUCUCUCUUUCAUCUCAAUUUACUGAAAAAAGAAAGCUCCCCCAGAGUCAUACAGAAGAAAUAUGCCACUGGGAAGCCAGAUCAGAAGGACCUCAACGAGAACCUGGCCGCUGCACAGGGCCUUGCCCACAUGAUCAUGGAAUGCGACAAGCUCUUUGAGGUCCCACUUGAGAUGGUAGCCCAGUCUCGUAACUCGUACGAGGAGGCUGAGAUCCACGCUCCGACUCUGGAAGACCUGGGGACCCAGCUGGAGGAGAGCAGGGCCACCUUCCACACAUACCUGGAACAUCUUGUCCAGGGCCUCCAGAAGGAAGCCAAGGAGAAGUUCAAAGGAUGGGUCACAUGUUCCAGCACAGACAAUACAGACCUUGCUUUCAAAAAGGUGGGAGACGGGAACCCGCUGAAGCUGUGGAAGGCUUCCGUGGAGGUGGAAGCGCCCCCGUCGAUAGUGUUGAAUCGCGUGCUGAGAGAGCGCCACCUGUGGGAUGAAGAUUUUGUGCAAUGGAAGGUUGUGGAAUCUCUGGACAAGCAAACGGAAAUCUAUCAGUACGUGCUGAACAGCAUGGCCCCCCAUCCUUCCAGAGACUUUGUGGUUCUCAGGACCUGGAAGACUGAUUUGCCCAAAGGAAUGUGUACCCUGGUGUCCCUCUCUGUGGAGCACGAGGAAGCCCAGCUCAUGGGUGGCGUGCGAGCCAUCGUGAUGGACUCCCAGUACUUGAUAGAACCGUGCGGCUCCGGCAAGUCGAGACUGACCCACAUCUGCAGGAUAGACCUGAAAGGUCACUCCCCAGAAUGGUACAAUAAAGGCUUUGGACAUCUGUGUGCAGCGGAAGUCGCCAGGAUUAGAAACUCUUUUCAGCCCCUCAUUGCUGAGGGUCCAGAAACUAAAAUCUGAGUUUUCCCCAGUGUCACAUCAAACUCAGGGAAAAGGAAGCAAAAGCAAACACUUGUGGGAGAGAGCUUGCCUGUGAGAAAGCGACAGAGAGAGAGAAGCUAACUGGCAUGGUUAAUGCUUAAAAUGAAAACACUGAGAAGUCGGAAUGUUGGAGAUGCAAGAAUUUCUGAGAACUUUCCUAGCCUUCCUGGAGAUGGCUAAAUACCUACUAAUAUAAUAUUUUUAAAAAUCAGAACAUAUAUCUGUGUUACUUAAAAUUAAAUGAAUUAUUCCUUGUGCAUUGCCUAAUUUGCUAUUUAAAGGCUUCUAAGAAGCGUAUUCUUAACUGUAAAUAAAUGUGUGUAUAGCAUAUGUACAUAUGUGUGUAUAUCUCUACCUUUACUGUAUAUAUGUAAAGUCGAUAUUUUAUAUAUAACUGCAUAUUUUGAAAAGGAACGCAUCUGACUCAGCGAGUCCCUUCUCUAUGUGGCUCUUUCCGUGUUGCUCUGAGCCCCACUGCCCUGGAAACUGAGCAGAAGCAGCUGCUAACACCAAGGUGGUGUGAGAAUUUCUAGCCUGUCAGCCUGCCCUGAUAUUUAACCAAAGAUUAGCUAACCAAAGGAAAACAACAUUAAAAGGUAUUCUCAUGUAUUGUCAGCUUGUUUUUGUUAUCCCAAAAAUCAAGAGCGAGUGUUAGAUAAAGCGAGGAAAAGAAUAUUUACUCCUCUUUAAAGCCAAAAGGUGGGUGAGAAGUCGCUACCAAAUUUAAGGCUAGAUUACCAGUUGCCACCAGGCAAGGCCAGGUGCAGCUUCAGUGAAAUGUCACACUCAGGGACCAUUGGAGUCAGCAAGAGUGACAGAAACGGAACCUCUAUUUCCCUGCUGAUUAGAGCUGACGGUAACAGCCUUUGCAUAUUCAUAGCCAAAGGGAGCCUCUGUGUCUUACCAAGUUUUCAUAGAUGCUUUCCAUAAUGUUCUUAAAUGUCAUUUUGUUUGACCAGUGGCCCAUUUGGUCACAGUUAAUUGGCAUUUUCUUACCAAUGUCUUGCACUGAAUUUAACUCUGGACACCAGUCAAAGGGAGAUGAUGGUCAUCUAAGGGUCUUAGACCAUUACAGCUUCAGGGAAUUCUUAUUUUGCUGUGUAUGAUGCUCUAAAGAUAUAAUUCAUCCAAGUUUUGCAAUCUGAAAGACAAGGUUUUAAACUAACUUAAGACUAAAACUAUGUUCUUCAAUCAAUUUUAGAAAAUAUAAACAGGUUUGUUAAAUCCAUGUUUCUUCAUUGGCCAGUCAAGCUACCUAUGCAUUUGACGCAACCCUAUUUAUUAUUGUAUAGACUAAGAAAAUUGACUUUCCUUAAUCAAUUGUUAAUGAAUUUAAAUUGUUUUUUAUUGUAAUUCAACAACUGUGGAGAGAAAGAUAAUUUAUUGUGUUUGGUUUCAGGGAGAGAGAUUUUCUUUGGUAAUCCGUGAGAGAUUGGUAUAAUAAUUUAGCAACUGGGAUUGGAGGGGAAAAAAAAAAUCUUAAAUGAGUGUUUGGUUUUUUUUGUAUUGUAUGCAUUUAUGUAAUGUUUUCUCUUAUCAGCAAUGUGCAAUUCUUUUAUUGAGAGGAAUAAAAAUGCUAUCUAUGAGUUCGGUAUGGUGCAAGGAAAAUCAUACUGUUUGAAUGAUGACCUAGGAAUUUUUCUUCCCUUGCCUACCUUAGAAGGUGGCAGCAAAGCCAUAGUUUUCCACUUGGGCAAUGCUCUUGAGGAAAACCCACUUCUACCACACAUCUUAACUUUAACACAUGUGCUAGAUGACUUGACUGUGCAUAGACAAGAUCAUUAAUAAAGCUUAAUCCAGCUUAACAUGGGUCAUACUCCAGAGAUGGGACCCGAUGUGUUUGGGAACUGUGACGGGCACACAAGGACAAAUGCCAUUGUAUCACCAAGUUCAGCGUGCACACAGGUCACCCAGAGAUCUUGUUCAGAUCCAGCCUCUGGUCCAGGCAGUCUGGGCCUGAGAUUCUACAUUUCUAACGGGUCUUGGGGAUGCCCAGGCUGCUGGCCCAAAGACCACACUCUGAGAAGCAAGGACCUAGGGGGUACUUACAACAGAAUAAAGACAAAUGUGAUUGUAUUUCUGGCUCCCCUUCUCUUCAAAUCACCUGACUUUUAAAAUUUUACUCACAUACUAAUCAUAUCACUGCUGCAGAACAACACAGUGCAUCUAAAAAAGGAAAAAGAGACAGGAGGGGAAAGGUGCAUCAAGCUUAUUGGUCAAAUGCCACAGUAUCUUAUUCAUUGUUAUCUUGCCAAUGGAAAUAAAAUAUGAUAUUGCAUUUAAAUAUUAUAUUUAUACCUCAUGUAUAUUUUUACCUCAAUUGUUGGUAUCAGUCAUCAAUUGUAAAUAAAUAAUUGCCAAGGCAAAUAAAUUUA
Messenger RNA from Hipposideros armiger (great roundleaf bat), 5965 nucleotides. RefSeq names its product StAR related lipid transfer domain containing 13 (gene STARD13). The record is from RefSeq and is a predicted model, not a curated record. The transcript is spliced from 14 exons. Gene Ontology annotation, biological process: regulation of Rho protein signal transduction; signal transduction; actin cytoskeleton organization. Bases 186 to 3569 code for a protein of 1127 amino acids. Gene Ontology annotation, molecular function: protein binding; lipid binding; GTPase activator activity. Lineage: Eukaryota; Metazoa; Chordata; Mammalia; Chiroptera; Hipposideridae.